UCACGUGGCUUAUUAUCUAUCAUUGUCUUCAGAACUAGCCAUUUACUGGUGUGGAGAUAUCCUUCAGAAAGAUAAUCAGGUCUAAACGAUGCUGCUUUGCUACUCGUACUGGCCUACUACAUUGACCCGCAAAUACUAAAAUGUCUCGGUCCACCAUAGAAUUCAGUUAGCCCUUGGCCAUCAGAUUCGUUCACAAUACCAAACAUCCCUUUGCAAUAAAGUAACCCUCAAUCGUCUGCUGGCCUCCGAAGACAGCUCUCCUUGCAAGUCUUGGGUUAAAAAAACCGAGAAUAUGUUGAUCUGUCUUUUCCCUUACCAGCAACAAACGUUCAGUCGAAACACUUCAACUUCCAGUAAUCCCCUUCCUUUUCCCAUAAGAAUGGUCGCCCCCCGCUGAUACAUAUCAUCGGUCAGAGGCCUCGAAAAGCAGGCGCCAACAACUACACAAUGGACCCGAAUCUCGUAGAUUCCAGAUACUCGCCGGUCCGCUUCCGACGGGUCUCUGGAGACGUCCGCACGACCUUCUUCAAAUGCGUGCGGUGGCAAGUCGAAGAGACGCUCGACCCCGUCGAUUGCCCAUACCAUUACUACUGCGACAGCACCUACCCGGGCGAUUAUUCCCAGGUCGUGGAUGGCCUCGUUCUCCUAUUUUCGGUGGCUUCUUACCUCGUGGCGCUGAUCAUCAUGAUAUUAGAAGUGUCUGGGAAGCGCAAAUCGCGCCUUUGCAAACUGAAGAGGUACUUGCUUCCGUCCAGUCCGCUUUCCCUCUCGGUGACGCUGCUGAUCCUUGCCAAGGGCCACCAAAUAAACUCCAUGUUCCCGGUUUCCUGCAUGGGACCAGCGAUAUUCCAUCUCGCGCUCAUAUCUGCCCUGGUGUUUGAUGAAGGUACGGUCAGCGAUGUCAAGUACGUCAUUUUUCAGGCAUCGACCAUCUCCGGGAUACUGCAUGCGAGUCUAUAUCUGGACUCUGUUCUUUUACCUUACUACACGGGUUUCGACGCUCUAGUGUCUUCGACCUUCUCUCGCGAGUGCGAAUCCUGUGUUUGCCGCAGCGAGGUUCUAGUUGUCGGAGGGAUGUUAGUUACCUACAGGGCCUGGUCAAUAACCAGUUUUCUUGUUGCGGGUGCUUUGUGCCUGAGAGUAAUAUGCAGAGUAAGCAGUGAUGUUGGCAAGAUCACGCAUAUGUCCAAAUACUCACUAGAAACAUUAGGUCUAGCGUCAGUGGUGUGGGACUCUAUGUAUUUGCUGAGAAAUUCUCCACCAGAAAGGUUUUUGCUCCGAACUGUUGCUUCAGGAGCCGAGUUGACCUUAAUUUGUAUAUAUGUGGUAGGAAGGAUAUGUGCUCGCAUUCGGCAAUCGCAAUUGCAUCAUGAAAAAUGAGAAGUUAUUCCGAAUUCGAGAA
Molecule: messenger RNA, 1402 nt
Organism: Syzygium oleosum
Lineage: Eukaryota; Viridiplantae; Streptophyta; Magnoliopsida; Myrtales; Myrtaceae
Exons: 1
Coding region: 448-1380 (310 amino acids)
Source: RefSeq, a predicted model, not a curated record